This is a messenger RNA of Condylostylus longicornis, 1663 nucleotides long. Its product is annotated as cholecystokinin receptor type A-like. Gene Ontology annotation, cellular component: membrane. The transcript is spliced from 5 exons. Gene Ontology annotation, molecular function: neuropeptide receptor activity. Gene Ontology annotation, biological process: neuropeptide signaling pathway. The record is from RefSeq and is a predicted model, not a curated record. The annotation marks the transcript as partial. Lineage: Eukaryota; Metazoa; Arthropoda; Insecta; Diptera; Dolichopodidae.
AUUAAUAAUUAUGAUCUUAAUAUUAAUUUUGGUUCAUAUAUUGGUAUUAAUAUUAAUGAUACAAUUAAUAUUAAUAAUAUUACAAAUUAUACAAUAUCAACAAUUGAAAAAAGUAUACGAAAUGAUAAUAUCGCAAAUAUUAUUAAUAAUGCUGAAAAUACAAUUACCGGUGGUAGUACAACAACAACAACAAGUGGAAGUGGUGGAAGUAAUAGUGGAAGUAGUACAACCGGUAGUACAACCGGUAUGGGAAAUUUACAAAUAUCAUUAUAUGCGAUAAUAUUUAUGUUGGCAAUUGUUGGAAAUUUAUUAGUUAUUUUAACAUUAGUUCAAAAUCGUCGUAUGAGAACAAUUACAAAUUUAUUUUUAUUAAAUUUAGCUAUUUCUGAUAUAUUAUUGGGAGUUUUAUGUAUGCCACCUACAUUAGUUGGUGCAUUAUUACGUGAUUUUAUAUUUGGUAGAUUUAUGUGUAAAGUUUUACCAUAUUUACAAGCAUGUUCGGUUUCUGUAUCAGCUUGGACUUUAGUUGCAAUAUCAUGUGAACGUUACUAUGCAAUAUGUCAUCCUUUACGUUCAAGGACAUGGCAAACAUUAAAGCAUGCAUAUAAACUUAUUGCAUUAAUAUGGAUUGGAAGUUUAUUUUUAUUAUCACCAAUCGCUUAUUUAAGUAAAUUGAUACCAACUGCAAAAGGUGGCCAUAAAUGCCGUGAAGAAUGGCCAACAUCAUGGAAACAACCAUAUGAGAAAAUUUUUAAUAUUUAUUUGGACAUAAUAUUAUUAAUAAUACCAGUUUUAGUAUUAACAUUAACAUACUCUUUAAUAUCAAGGACAUUAUGGCAUGGUAUGAGAGCUGAAAAAGCACCGAAAGGAACACAAUCGACGGACAAUUUAAUGGAAGUUUUCAUAAAUAAAAAUGGUUCACCAAGUAAUCGAAGUUUUGUUUCAUAUCGUACAGCAUCGAAGGAUAAUUUAAAUUUAGUUGGAAAUUUACAUCAAUUUAAUGGCAACAAUAGUUUUAUGCAAAAUCCAAUGAUAAUCAAAGAAUUUUCAUAUUCAACGAGACGCAAACAUGGUUUAAGGAGGACAAACAUCGAAAAGAGUUUACAAAAUAAAAAACGUGUGAUAAAAAUGUUAUUUAUGGUAGUAUUAGAAUUUUUUUUAUGUUGGACACCAUUAUAUGUUAUAAAUACAAUUGCAUUAUUUAGUCCUGAUCUAAUAUAUUCAUCAAUUGGUUAUGCUGGUAUAUCAUUUUUUCAAUUAUUAGCAUAUUCAUCAUCAUGUUGUAAUCCAAUAACAUAUUGUUUUAUGAAUCGCGGUUUUCGGAAAGCAUUUCUUAAUUUAUUUCGGUGUUUCAAGAGAUUUCGCUCGCCAAAAAGAAAAAUCAGUAUUGGAGGAGGUGGAACUCAAGAGACUGACCUCGAAAUAAGCCGUUUACAAUGCCAACGUUUAUGUACAGAUUCAACAAUAUCAUAUUGACAGGGUGAUAGUAUAUUAUAGAAUAUAUAUUUAAAUGAUAUAUAUUUAUGAUAUUUAUUCAUUCAAUAUUAAUUACAUAUACACAUACUUAAAUUAUUAAAAAAAUUAAUAAAAUUAUUCUAUAAAAUAUUAUGUAAAAUAAUUGAAAAUUUAUUAAAUAGAUUUUAGAAUUCCAUAUAUAUAUUAU